GCAGCCCCGGACACACACCGUGUUACACUAUCAGAGUCCCGUCAUUUGGAUAAUAUCGGAAUCUCUGCUCGGGGGACGUUUUUGUAUUUUCAGCUGCGUCGUUGAAAGCGUGCGGUCCACACUGUGCUCAGGAGCACACUCAUGCCAGACGAGGCAGGACGGGGAGUAAAAACACUUUAACUGGGACAGCGUGGAGGAGGAGAGUGUCACGUUCAGCUGGUGGAGCAAGGACCAAAAACUCAGGGAUAUGUCCAGCCACACUGGAAGAGGUCAUGGGGGUCUUAACCAACUAGGUGGAAUGUUUGUUAAUGGACGCCCGCUUCCGGAGGUGAUCCGGCAACGCAUUGUGGACAUGGCCCACCAGGGGGUUCGGCCCUGUGACAUCUCCCGGCAGCUCCGAGUCAGUCACGGCUGCGUCAGCAAGAUCCUGGGACGUUACUACGAGACAGGCAGCAUCAAGCCCGGCGUGAUCGGCGGCUCCAAGCCCAAGGUGGCCACCCCGAAGGUUGUGGACAAAAUCGCAGAGUACAAAAGGCAAAAUCCCACCAUGUUCGCCUGGGAGAUCAGGGACAGGCUGCUGGCAGAGGGAGUGUGUGACAGCGACACGGUGCCCAGCGUGAGCUCCAUUAACAGAAUAAUUCGAACGAAGGUCCAGCAGCCGUUCAAUUUGCCUCUGGAUGGAAAAGGCCUGAGUCCAGGACAGACCUUAAUCCCCAGUUCGGCAGUUACUCCUCCCGAGUCUCCACAGUCAGACUCUCUGGGCUCCACAUACUCCAUCAGUGGUUUGUUGGGUAUCCCCCAACCCAGCGCCGAGGGCAAGAGGAGCCACGAUGACAGUGAUCAGGAGAGUUGUCGGCACAGUGUGGACUCUCAGGGCAGUGGAGGGGUCCCGAGGAAACAGAUGAGACUGGAUCACUUCUCCGCAGCCACGCAACAUCUGGACUGUGGGUUCGACCGUCACCACUAUCCCCCGGACUCAUUCGGCUCGGCCUCCAGCAGCAAGACAGAGCAGACUUUGUACCCGCUGUCCCUCAUCAAUGGCAGCCUAGACGAGGCCAAGACCAGCCUCUCAACAUCCAGCUCCGCCAUUGGACGCAACCUGGCAGCGCACCAGAGCUACACCAUGGUGACUGAGCCCCUACAGUCCCUGCCGCUCUGUCUAAAACAGGAAAUGUCCCCAGAAGUGACCAGCACAAGCCCCUCCCCAAACAUGGCAGCGUCCAACCUGGCAUUUGUGGAGCUGCAGGCGCUGCAGAAGCCCGUUUCAGUCAGCAGCAGCUGCAGCAACUCCAACCAUUACCCAAACGCCUUCAACUCAUUCUCCCAUCAUGCACCAGUGUAUGGGCAGUUCAGCAGUCAGUCUAUCAUCUCAGGGCGUGACAUGGUAAGCUCCACCCUGCCAGGCUACCCACCUCACAUCCCCUCCCCUGCCCAGUCAGGAUACUCCUCCUCUGCCAUCACAGGCAUGGUAGCAGGCUCACCCUAUUACUACAGCUCGGCCUCCCGCACCGCUCCACCGUCUGCAGCCGCCUACGACCACCUUUAGUCCCUGCUGCAUGAAAACUUCACAUCAGCUGACACAUCUGAUCACGGACCAAGGCACGGAAGUCAAAAACCUGGAUGUGAACUUGAGACUCUGCUGAUGAACCAGCAACACAUUUGUUUAUACAUCCUACCGCACCCACUCAUAUGUUAUUUAUUUUGUCAUUACUGAUACCAUCACCCAGGGUAACUCAUGCACAUUCACACCUUGCUCCUCCCAGAGGUCUGUUUCCAGAGGCCCCCGGCCUGACGUCUCACACCGAGGUGCAUAUCUUCAGUAUCCGAAGCUCUUCAACGCUGUUUUUGGCCAAAGACUUUCUUUCUCGCACAUCUGCAACUUGACCGCACUGACCCAGUGAAUUACAGAUAUGCAACUCCUUUAUACUGAACUAUGCCUGCUUUUGUUUACAAAAAUGCUUUUUUGUCCUGUCAUGUCACAAAUUAAUUCCUUUUUCCUGAACCCUGUGUCUGCUUGCAAAUUCAUCCCGUGACUUGUUUUCACUGUAAAUUCAGAUUUCAAGAGCUUUUUCUGUAGUGAAAAUAGACUAAAAAGGUGACACAUUCAAUCACAAUUACAACAAAAUGCCCACAUAUGCCCCUCGAAGACAAUUAAUGUAUUUGUCUAGCAAUAUGUACAUAUUGUAAAUGAUGGAUUACUUAUGGGGAAGUGAUGCAAUUUUACUCAGAGAAUGACUGAUGAGGGAGGGGGAUGACGGUGAUUUGGCUACUAAAACCAACAAGGCUUGAAAUACAUUUGUUUUGCGUCAAAUAAAUUUAGUUUGUUGUCAUGCUGAUGUUCUGAUGUUUGGUAAGAACUGUGACUAUUUUUUCUUAUACUGUUAUUAAUAUUAUUGCAGAUGUAAAUAAUGAAUUUCUAAAGAAUUAUUUUAAUUAAAGC
Molecule: messenger RNA, 2440 nt
Organism: Morone saxatilis (striped sea-bass)
Lineage: Eukaryota; Metazoa; Chordata; Actinopteri; Moronidae
Gene: pax8
Product: paired box 8
Biological process (GO): anatomical structure development; regulation of transcription by RNA polymerase II
Molecular function (GO): RNA polymerase II cis-regulatory region sequence-specific DNA binding; DNA-binding transcription factor activity, RNA polymerase II-specific
Source: RefSeq, a predicted model, not a curated record